This is a messenger RNA of Solanum verrucosum, 2462 nucleotides long. Its product is annotated as G-type lectin S-receptor-like serine/threonine-protein kinase At1g11330. The transcript has 6 exons. NCBI's taxonomy places the organism in Eukaryota, Viridiplantae, Streptophyta, Magnoliopsida, Solanales, Solanaceae. Gene Ontology annotation, biological process: protein phosphorylation; recognition of pollen. Gene Ontology annotation, molecular function: protein serine/threonine kinase activity; ATP binding. The coding region runs from base 1 to 2442 and encodes 813 amino acids. The record is from RefSeq and is a predicted model, not a curated record.
AUGAUCACUAGUCUACAAUAUUUGCUUGUUCUUCAUUUUUCUUACUUAGGACUUUGCUUAUCAAUAUGUAACAUUAAUAGCACUCAAUAUCUAAAAGAUCCAGCAACUUUAUGGUGUCCUGAUAACAUGUUCAAGUUGGGAUUUUUCAGUCCUGGAAAUACUACGAAUCGUUACGUUGGUAUUUGGUACAACUUCUCAGAAACAACUGUUGUUUGGGUAGCAAAUAGAGAUAAACCAUUGAAAGAUUCAUUUGGUGUUUUCAAGAUUUCUGAGGAUGGAAAUCUUGUUGUGAUGAAUGGAAUGAAAGAUGUUAUUUGGACAUCGAACAUUUCAUCUACUUCACACGUUGUUACGAGUUCUAUUGCUCAGUUACGAGGAGGGAACCUUGUUUUACUUGACAACUCGAAAAAUAGGAACAUUAUAUGGCAAAGUUACCAACAUCCUAGUGAUACAUUUUUGCCUAAAAUGAAAAUACCUAUUAACUCUGUUAAAGCAGGGGAGAAAACAGGGCUAAGAUCUUGGAAAAGUCCUUUGGAUCCAAGUUUUGGUGAUUUUUCGACUAGCAUUACCGCGAUUCUUCCUCAGCUUUUGAUUUGGAAAGGGAAGAAUCUAUACUGGCGAAGUGGUCAAUGGAAUGGUCAGGUUUUUAUUGGAAUAAAGGGUAUGCGUAGAGUGCACACUGGUGGAUACAAUGUUGUUGAUGAUGAAGAGGGCACUGUCUAUCUUACGGGUUUUGUUGAACAAAAAGAACCUAAAAGGUUCGUCUUGGACUCGAGUGGGAACUUGGUACAAUCAUACUGGGAUGGGAUUGAGAGGAUUUGGAAGUUUCCGUGGUCAGCUAUCGAAAAUGAUUGUGAUGUUUAUGGAACUUGUGGUCCAUUUGGGAGCUGCAAUUCAUUGUAUUCGCCAAUUUGUUCGUGUUUAAGAGGGUUUGAGCCAAAGAAUAUCGACGAAUGGGAAAAGGGGAAUUGGACUAGUGGUUGUGUGAGGAGGAAAAGUUUGCAAUGUGAUCAAGAGAAGAACAAAACAAGUACAAAAGAUGGAUUUUUGAAGAUGGGAUACAUGAAAGUGCCCGAUUUCGCUGAAUGGUUACCUCCUAAGCUUGAAGAUGAAUGCAGAAGCCAAUGCUUGAGUAAUUGUUCUUGCUUAGCUUAUGCUUUUGACACAGGAAUAGGCUGCAUGUCGUGGAGCGGAUACUUGAUUGACAUUCAACAGUUUCAAGCCUCUGGCACGACACUUCACAUCCGUGUGGCACAUUCUGAACUCGAUCAUCACGGAGAGAUUAGACUAAUCGCAACUCUAGUGAUUGUAUCGUCUUUUGUUGUUUGCGUUGGUGUGUAUCUUAUAUGGUUUUGGAUGUCAAGGCAAAGAGGUAAAAUAUGGUUUCACUUUAAAAGGAACAAUCAGUUAGAUGGAAAGAAGAUCUGUUUGGGAGAAAUUAUUAGUAAUGUUGGUUUGGAUGAGUUGCCAAUUUUCAAGUUUGAAGUGCUUGCAAUGUCAACAAACCAGUUUCAUGACAACAAUAAGCUUGGACAAGGCGGUUUUGGUCCGGUAUACAAGGGAGUAUUAGCAGACGGGGUGGAAAUAGCUGUCAAGAGGCUUUCGACUGUCUCAGGACAAGGGAUGGAAGAGUUCAUGAAUGAAGUGUUGUUGAUAUCUAGAGUCCAACAUAGAAACCUUGUUAGAUUAUUGGGAUGUUGCAUAGAAAAAGAAGAGAAGAUGUUGAUCUAUGAGUAUUUGCCAAAUAAAAGCUUGGAUGUUUUUCUCUUUGAUCAAACGCAUAAAGGGAUGUUGGAUUUGAGCAAACGAUUGCACAUUAUCGAAUGGAUAGGGCGAGGACUACUAUAUCUACAUAGAGAUUCAAGAAUAAAGAUAAUCCAUAGAGAUCUAAAGCCAAGUAAUAUCUUGUUAGAUAAUGAUUUCAAUCCAAAGAUUUCAGACUUUGGCAUGGCUAGGAUUUUCAAAUGCAAUCAAGAUCAAGCAGAGACAAGGAAAGUUGCAGGAACAUAUGGCUAUAUGGCUCCAGAGUACGCGAUCAAAGGGACGUUUUCUGAGAAAUCGGAUGUUUUUAGCUUUGGAGUGUUGUUGUUGGAAAUAAUGAGUGGGCAAAAGGUUGCAAGUUUUUGGAAUGAGGAGAUCUCAUUAAGCCUUCUUGGAUAUGCAUGGGAACUAUGGAAAGAGAAUGAUUUAUCAAAUUUUAUUGAUCAAGUGAUAUGGGAUCCCAACUUUGAAAUUGUGUUAACAAAAUGCAUACAAAUAGGUUUGUUGUGUGUUCAAGAAUUUGCUAGAGAUAGGCCAACAGUUUCAAAUGUUCUUUCCAUGUUUUCAAGUGAAGUUAUAAGUCUUCCAACACCAUUGAAGCCUGCUUUUGCUAAUUUUUAUGAUGAUAAUGGAGCUGGUUCUGUAAAUUAUGUCACUUUGACAAACCUUGAUGCUAGAUAAUUAAUAUGAAAUAUUGUGAA